Messenger RNA from Zeugodacus cucurbitae (melon fly), 1676 nucleotides. RefSeq names its product ubiquinone biosynthesis monooxygenase COQ6, mitochondrial (gene Coq6). The record is from RefSeq and is a predicted model, not a curated record. Bases 2 to 1549 code for a protein of 515 amino acids. Gene Ontology annotation, cellular component: mitochondrion. The transcript has 2 exons. Gene Ontology annotation, molecular function: oxidoreductase activity, acting on paired donors, with incorporation or reduction of molecular oxygen, NAD(P)H as one donor, and incorporation of one atom of oxygen; FAD binding; 2-octaprenyl-6-methoxyphenol hydroxylase activity. NCBI's taxonomy places the organism in Eukaryota, Metazoa, Arthropoda, Insecta, Diptera, Tephritidae. Gene Ontology annotation, biological process: ubiquinone biosynthetic process.
CAUGCAACACUGCGUGCCGCAACAGCUGUUUCACCGAAUUCAUAAGUCAAACAAACCAAAAGAGAAUCGAAAAUUACUCAAAGUGCCGCAUAAUUUUGGAAAGCCGCACUACCAAAAAAUGUCAGCUUUAAUAAAACAGCCCGGCACACGCAAUUUGCGUCUAAUUUUCAAGCAACUGCAUGCAGUGCGUGCACUUUCACUCAGCUCAAAGUGCUAUGCGGAUGACCAUGCACAAAAACAGAAAUCCACAGCGGAACACUUUGACAUCAUAAUUGGUGGUGGUGGACUUGUCGGCACCGCGCUAGCUGUUGCACUGGGUAAAAACAAAGUUUUAAGUGAUAAACGCAUAUUAUUGCUAGAGGGUGCACCGCCUUUCAAAGGCUUCAGUGUCGAGGCGCAAUAUGGCAAUCGUGUCUCAGCUAUUAAUAAUAACAGCGUAGAACUAUUCAAAUCUAUUGGCGCUUGGGAUUACAUGGAAGAACGUAGAGUGAAGCAUGUGAAACAGAUGCAAGUAUGGGAUGCAUGUAGUGAUGCCUUAAUCAAAUUUCAAGAUGAACAUUUCGCUGCCGAUGUAGCCUGCAUUAUUGAAAAUGAUUUGAUGCUGGACGCUAUGUAUGCACAAUUGGCUGACAGUCAGCAUGCGCAGAAUGUGGAAGUGCGCAACAAUGCACGCAUUGAGGGUGUACAGCUUUCAGCAGACACAGGCGAUAAAUACUCACAAAUACAUCUUAAAGAUGGCAAAAUAUUAACGUGUGAACUGCUGGUAGGCGCUGAUGGCGCCAAUUCAUUGGUGCGCAAACAAAUGAAUAUCGAUGUAUUCAGUUUGGAUUACCAACGACGUGGAGUUGUCGCCACUGUACAAUUGGAAGACGCUUGUGAUAAUUCUGUGGCCUGGCAACGUUUCUUACCCACCGGUCCGGUAGCGCUGUUACCACUAAACGACACACUCAGCUCGGUGGUGUGGAGCACAACUAUACCACAUGCUAAACAUUUGUUGGAAUUGUCAGAUGCAGAUUUCGCCAAAGCUUUAAAUGAAGCCUUCUUCAAGGAGUAUCCCAAGGAUGGUUUUGUUGUUAAUGCUAUGAAUACAUUGAAUUCCUUAAUUGGGCGUAAUCCCGAUAUGCUGCGACAAUAUCCGCCUGCCGUCAAUGGUGUUAUAGAAAAAUCGCGUGCUUCGUUUCCUUUAGGCUUUCUACAUGCCUCUUCGUAUGUGUGCACCGGUGCGGCUUUGAUUGGCGACGCCGCUCAUCGUGUACAUCCGCUUGCAGGACAAGGUGUCAAUUUAGGCUUCAGUGAUGUGCGUGAACUUGUUAAAGUGCUCUCUGAUGCGGCGUACGCUGGCGCCAAACUUAGUGACAAUCAUUACCUUAUCAAAUACGAACAACGCAGCUUAGCGAAGAAUGUGCCGAUAAUGGUCGGUGUGCAUGGUUUGCACGCACUCUACUCGACCACAUUCACGCCUGUGGUUUUACUGCGCAGCUUGGGUUUACAACUCACAGACAGUAUUUCGCCGAUAAAAAAUCUGUUUAUGAAACGUGCAAUUGGCUAAACGCUUUGUUGUUGUAUCAAUUAAGUUACCGGUAAAAUAUCAAUAUUAACGAUAUCACAAUUUUUGUAUUUUAGAUAUAGAAAUGUUCUGCUCUUUUGGUUUUAAAUAAAUCUCGAAAUUAAUACGA